Molecule: messenger RNA, 1476 nt
Organism: Annulohypoxylon truncatum
Lineage: Eukaryota; Fungi; Ascomycota; Sordariomycetes; Xylariales; Hypoxylaceae
Exons: 2
Coding region: 1-1464 (487 amino acids)
Source: RefSeq, a predicted model, not a curated record
AUGUUAUUCUUACUCGGCUUACCUGGCGUAGCACGAACUUCACAGCUGGACGCUCGACAAGUCACCCCAAGCGGGAAUUCCUCAGUGAUUCUUCCGUCACUGAGUUCAAGUUUAGAUUCAAGUUCAAGCAGUAGUCAGACUGAGUCCACGGCACCUUCACUGGUGGCCAUAUCUACAACUACAUCCUCAGCUACUUCUGCAGAGGUUACCACCUCGUCCAGCCUUUCGAAGCAGGAGCGUGGCCCGCAAGAUCCUGAUGUUACUCCUCCAGGACCGCCUCCUGCGUUGGUUCCUACAAUUGUAACUUCUCCCGCGGAAGCAACGCCUCUGGGAGAAACUCCUGUUAGUCCAGCAACGACUUCAACGUCAAUUAUCAUUGAAAGCACCACUGGCACAACGACACUCGCUUUUUCUUCACCAACCACUAUUAUAGCUUCGCCUGGAAUUUCUUCAGCCCAGCCUACGACUAUCGCUACAACGAAUACGAAUUCUCCGGUGGCUUCACCUCCACCGGCUACUCUCAUUACCUCUAAAAUCACUCCAAGUGUUAUCAGCUCAUCAACGCCAUCGAGUGAAGCCUCUGGAAUUGUUACUACUACUUCUAGCUGUGAAUCUACCUCUUCACCUACAGCCACGGUCACAAUGCCUAGCCCGACUCCAACGCCGAGCAGCGUAAGCUCGAGUACUGAUGGGAACGGCACCUCAACAUUAACGAUCGCACUCAGCACAAUCUUAAGCGUUACUGGUGUAGUUCUAAUCGCAGUGGCAGCCUAUCUAUGCACAGGGGACAGGCGGAAAAAAUUGCCUAUGUUUAGGAUAAAGAGGGGCAUCACCCCAAUCGGAGACGACGAGAUAGCAACGUGGAAAUCAAACCGGUCAGCAGAGAAGGUAACGGAUAGGUAUACCACGCGGCCGAGCCACUCGCAAAACCCGUCUACGGCAACAUCGACUAGGAGAGCACCGAGCGUGAUUCAAUAUCACAAUGGCGGACGGCAGUCAUUUGAGGUGGCAUCACCAAGAUCAUUCAUCGGCGAUGGAGGAAAGUAUAGCUUUGAUCUUCCGCAAGCGCCCGGAGCGGUUUUGGCACGAGCACCGAAUGCACGAUCAGGUUUGACGGAUGAGGCGGUACCUGGCGACGACCCCUUCUUACCUUCUCCGAAGCGAAACCCAUCGAGAUUACACAAACUACCGCCAAAUUCACCAAGUUUGCACGGUAGGACGAAAGGAUCUCGAAGCAGCAGUCUCAGGAGCUACGCCGAAGCUGCGUGGCGAGAUGGCCUAGAACAGAACUCGUCACCUAGAGUCUCAAGUGAUGCCCAUACGCGGAACCACAACCGAAUCUAUUCGAACUCAUCGAUACCGCCGCCCCCGAGGUUGUCAUUCGGCGACAACGACCAAUUGACCGGUUUAUCGCCACCUCCGUCGCGGCGGAACGACAGCACGAUAGGACUGGCCGUGGGUUGAAGGAUUGCGAUC